Messenger RNA from Pristis pectinata (smalltooth sawfish), 1602 nucleotides. Its product is annotated as integral membrane protein 2A-like. The transcript has 6 exons. Gene Ontology annotation, molecular function: amyloid-beta binding. Lineage: Eukaryota; Metazoa; Chordata; Chondrichthyes; Rhinopristiformes; Pristidae. Gene Ontology annotation, biological process: negative regulation of amyloid precursor protein biosynthetic process. Bases 92 to 847 code for a protein of 251 amino acids. The record is from RefSeq and is a predicted model, not a curated record. Gene Ontology annotation, cellular component: Golgi apparatus; extracellular exosome; plasma membrane.
GACCGGCAAGCCCACGUGACCGGGUUGGAGUCUGCGCAGUGGCGCGGACGAAAGCAGUUAGUUGGAGUGCGUCAGAGGGCCAGGGUCGGACAUGGUGAAGAUCGGGUUCAACUCGCCCGUCGCCCAGAAGGGUGCUAAGGGAGCGCUGCUGGUCCCCGAGCCGGAUCCAGAGUCUGCUGCAGCAAGUGGGGGUGAUAAUGCCACAGGAAGAUGUCUGUUUACACUUCUUGGACUGGCUUUCAUAUUAUCUGGCUUAAUAAUUGGAGGAGCUUGUCUGUAUCGAUUCAUUGUUCCAAAGAACAAAGUAUAUCAUGGUGAAAUGCAAUACUUGGAUUCUAGUAUCCUACCACAUACUCCAGAAACAGAAGCUCCUUAUUUUCUUGCUUUUGAAGACGUUCAGUUCCUGGGAGAUGAUGAAAAUGUGGCAGUGAUCAAUGUCCCAGUUCCAGAUUUUGAAGAUUAUGAUCCAGCUGUCAUCAUUCAUGACUUUGAACUGCUUUUGACUGCGUAUCUCGAUCUGAGUUUGGAUAACUGCUACGUGAUUACAUUGAAUACUUCUGUUGUUAUGCCUCCACGUAACUUAUUGGAGCUGUUCAUGAGACUUGCAACUGGUUCCUACUUGCCUCAGACCUACCUUGUUCAUGAAGACUUGAUGGUAACUGAACGUAUUGACAAUGUUGAUCAAUUGGGUUAUUUCAUCCACCGGCUCUGUUCAGAGAAAAAGACCUACAGGCUGCAGCGUAAAGAGAUGAUGAAAGGAAUCCAGAAACGUUCAGCAGAAAACUGUCACCGGAUCAAACACUUUGCAAAUAAUUUUGUCACUGAUACUUUGAUUUGUGAACCAUGAGAGAAUUUCUUUUCCCCCCAGCUGACUUUGGAUGCUUUUACUCGUGCAGUAUUCUUUACAGUAUGUGACAAUCAAGAGCCUUAUUGGCUGUGCUUUGCAGUUUGUAUUCUAGUGCAAAUGCUGUUGCUUCACUAAAAGGCUUUUAAAAUGCAGCUUCGGUUUGCACUGUUUAUUUAUCAACAUUUGUUCUUACAAAUUUUGCAGACGUAGUUUAUAUUCCUGAUGUAUUUGAUCUGCUCAGAGGAAUUUAAAUUAAAUAUUGGUGUCGGGUAAUGGAAAAAAAUCUUUUAUAGUAAUUCCCUUCCAUAAAGUACUUUUAAGAAUUAGUAUGUGCCAGCAUAGUGGGAUUAGAAUUUGUGCAACUACUGUAUUAAGAUUAUCAAUUUGUAAUGUAAACAUUUGAAUUGUAUGAAAUGCCUUGAUUUUAAUGUAUCAUGGAAUAGUUCGAUGUUUGCACACUGAGUAUCUACUUAAAAUGCAUUUCUAAAAUAGCUUUAAGUACUCAUCAGCUGUCGUCAUCUCUUUAACUUGACAAACUUAAGUUCUGUAUCUCAAUGUUUAUGAAACUCCACCCUUUGAUUACACCUGACCUGGUUGUAAUAUGGAAAUAUUUGGAACAAUCACUAAAUUGGAUAACAUUUUAAUAGUUUAUUUAGCAGAUUUAUUGAACCUGGGACUAUCUAAUGGUAUAGAUUUUAAAUUACUAACCCUGUGGAGUAUUUAAUGUUUAUCUUCAUUAAAUGUGUAUAAAAGUA